UGGCAAGAAAAUCACCGCACUGAUUUAUAAUGGUAGCUACUAGUAGUGAGUGGUGCAAGGCAAAGGACAUGAUGAGAUAUCAUAUUCUUGUUGUGAAGAAGCUGUUAACCAGUCACCACCGAUAACGUAACAAGUAAGAAGACACUCCCAUUCCUUUUUCUCUGUCAUUUCUUCCAUCAAACCCAAUCUCUAAUCUCUAUAAUGCAUCAUCCGUGUACUAGUAGUUUACUUGGUGUGUAACAGAGGAAAACCUCUAAGGUCGUUUCACUCCAAAACGCUGUACCGAAUCUUUACCCUUUCAAGAUAUUCUUUGAUUCAACUUCCGAUCUUCCAUCCACCCCUAAUUAAUCUUCUCCUAUUGCUUCCUUUAAACGCGCUUUCGUCUACCCUUUCAUCUCGGCGACAACUUCAAAGAAGAAGACUUUGUGUUUUCUUGUAGAUGGCUACACUUUCAGAUAUUGGGCUUGCAGCUGGAAUAAACAUUUUGAGUGCAUUUAUAUUCUUUGUUGCAUUUGCUAUUUUGAGGCUUCAGCCUUUGAAUGAUAGAGUAUACUUCCCAAAAUGGUAUCUGAAGGGUUUAAGAACAGAUCCUGUGCACGGAGGAGCGUUUGUGCGCAAGAUUGUCAAUUUAGAUUGGAGAUCAUAUAUUAGGUUUUUGAAUUGGAUGCCAGCUGCACUUAGAAUGCCAGAGCCUGAGCUUAUUGAUCAUGCUGGACUAGACUCUGUUGUUUACUUGAGGAUUUACUUGUUAGGACUUAAGAUCUUUGUACCUAUAGCGUUCCUAGCUUGGGCGAUGCUGGUUCCCGUCAACUGGACAAGCACUGGGCUAGAAACGGCUGGGAUAAAAAACAUAACUUCCAGCGACGUUGAUAAACUCUCAGUUUCAAAUGUCCAGCGUGGAUCUGAAAGGUUUUGGUCACACAUUGUAGCUGCUUAUGCAUUUACCUUCUGGACAUGCUAUAUUUUGAUGAGAGAGUAUGAAAAAGUUGCCUCAAUGAGAUUACAAUUUGUUGCAGCAGAAAAGCGUCGUCCUGAUCAAUUUUCGGUGCUCGUUAGAAACAUUCCUCCAGAUCCUGAUGAAUCUGUUAGUGAGCUCGUUGAGCACUUCUUUCUGGUCAAUCAUCCGGAUAACUAUCUUACUCACCAGGUUGUUUAUAAUGCAAACAAAUUAGCAAAGUUGGUUAAAAAGAAGAGCAAGAUGCAGAAUUGGCUCGUCUAUUAUCAAAAUAAAUUUGCCAGAACUUCAAAAAAACCUGAAGUGAAGACUGGUUUCCUUGGUCUUCGUGGAAAGAAAGUAGAUGCUAUUGAGUAUUACACCACUGAAAUUGACAAGCUGUCCAAAGAAAUAGCUUUGGAGAGGGAUAAGGUCACUAAUGAUCCGAAGUCUGUUAUGCCUGCUGCAUUUGUUUCUUUUAAAAGUCGAUGGGGUGCUGCAGUUUGUGCACAAACUCAACAAACCAGAAAUCCAACAAUUUGGUUGACUGAGUGGGCUCCAGAGCCACGGGAUGUCUAUUGGCCAAACUUGGCAAUUCCAUAUGUUUCCCUAACUGUUAGAAGGUUGAUCAUAGCUGUUGCAUUCUUUUUUCUCACUUUCUUUUUCAUGAUCCCCAUAGCAAUAGUACAAACUCUUGCGAGUCUUGAUGGAAUCCAGAAAGCAGCACCAUGGUUGAAGCCACUUAUUCGUGUCCCUAUCGUUAAGUCAUUCAUUCAGGGUUUUCUACCUGGUAUUGCAUUGAAGCUUUUUCUUAUCUUUUUGCCAACAAUAUUGAUGAUGAUGUCCAAAUUCGAAGGUUUUGGAUCUAUAUCAUCUCUUGAGAGAAGAUCGGCUUCUAGAUACUACCUUUUUAGUUUUGUGAAUAUAUUUCUUGGGAACAUACUUACUGGGACCGCAUUUCAACAGCUCGACUCUUUCAUUCACCAACCAGCCAAUCAAUAUCCCAUAACAAUUGGCACUGCAAUUCCUUUAAAAGCAAGUUUUUUCAUCACCUAUAUAAUGGUUGAUGGAUGGUCCGGUAUAGCUGCUGAAGUUUUGAUGUUGAAACCACUAAUCAUAUAUCACCUGAAGAAUUUCUUCUUGGUAAAGACUGAAAAGGACAGGGAAGAGGCCAUGGAUCCUGGGAGUAUAGGUUUCAACACUGGAGAACCUCGCAUACAAUUAUACUUUUUGCUGGGUCUAGUCUAUGCUGCAGUGACACCUACUGUUCUUCCUUUCAUAAUAAUUUUCUUUGGGUUGGCCUAUGUUGUGUUCCGUCAUCAGAUGAUCAAUGUUUAUAAUCAACAGUACGAGAGUGCCGCAGCAUUCUGGCCUGAUGUCCAUGUCCGUGUCGUGAUUGCACUGAUAGUCUCACAGCUAGUUCUGAUGGGACUCCUAACCACCAAAAAGGCUGCUUCAUCAACUCCAUUUCUCAUUGUGCUCCCAAUCCUGACGAUAUGGUUCCAUAGAUACUGCAAAGGCCGUUUUGAAUCUGCAUUUGUUAAAUAUCCCUUACAGGAAGCAAUGAUGAAAGAUACAUUAGAAAAAGCUACAGAUCCGAACCUGAACAUAAAAGGUUAUCUUCAACAUGCUUAUGUUCAUCCAGUUUUUAAGGCUAGCCAGGAUGAUGUUGAUGAGGAAGACGCAAUCAGUCUAAAGUGGGAAACUGAGAGUGCUACGGUACCCACCAAACGCCAUUCACGAAGGAAUACACCAUUGCCAAGCAGAAUUAGUGGUGCAUCGUCUCCAUCCAUGCUUGAUGGAAUUAAAAAUGAUCCAGAAUCAUAGAUCAUGGGUCAAGAAAUGAUGUCAUAUUAUUGAAAUGACAAACUAGGAUGUAUGUGCAUAAAUUAUAUAACGAGCUACAUCAGUGGACGUGUGGUUGUGAAGCAUAAGCUUAGAAAGUUGGGUGUUCUUGUGCAAAAGUGUUUUGGACUUUCUGGUCAGAAGAUGCAAUAUACCACAACGUGUAGAGACUGUAAGGCAGAGAUUCUUUCAUAAUGUUUCAGAUUUUGUUAAUAGUGAGUUUAUUCCCUUAGUAGUUUUUCUAAGUUGUAUCACCUAAUGUAGAGAUUUGCAUAACAUUACACCACGGGAUACUGUAAAUUAUCCAAAAAUUGAUUAUGAUUUCUAUAGUUCGUGUGUAUAAUUUUUUCUCUAUUUUACCUUA
Molecule: messenger RNA, 3143 nt
Organism: Cicer arietinum (chickpea)
Lineage: Eukaryota; Viridiplantae; Streptophyta; Magnoliopsida; Fabales; Fabaceae
Product: calcium permeable stress-gated cation channel 1-like
Cellular component (GO): plasma membrane
Molecular function (GO): calcium-activated cation channel activity
Source: RefSeq, a predicted model, not a curated record